This is a messenger RNA of Ochotona curzoniae (black-lipped pika), 1715 nucleotides long. RefSeq names its product NAD(P)H quinone dehydrogenase 1 (gene NQO1). Gene Ontology annotation, cellular component: cytosol. The record is from RefSeq and is a predicted model, not a curated record. The coding region runs from base 127 to 951 and encodes 274 amino acids. Gene Ontology annotation, molecular function: NAD(P)H dehydrogenase (quinone) activity. Lineage: Eukaryota; Metazoa; Chordata; Mammalia; Lagomorpha; Ochotonidae. The transcript has 6 exons.
GUGCUGAGCAGCUUCCGGUGGCGGUCAGCGCGCCUGCUCCGCCAGUUACCUUGCUGAGGCCAGGGUCGCCCUGGCAACCAGCUGCCCAGUCAGUCAGCUCCAUCUCUGCAGGGUGCCGUGGGAGCCAUGGCGGUCAGGAAAGCCCUGAUCAUCUUGGCCCACUCGGAGAGGACAUCCUUCAACUAUGCCAUGAAGGAGGCAGCCGUGGAGGUCUUGAAGCGGAAGGGAUGGGAGGUGGCUGAGUCGGACCUUUACGCCAUGAACUUCAAUCCUAUCAUUUCCAGGAAGGACAUUACAGGAAAGCUGAAGGACCCUGAGAACUUUCAGUACACUACCGAGUCUGUUCUGGCCUAUAAGGAAGGACGGCUGAGCCCGGACAUAGUGGCUGAGCAGAAGAAGGUGGAAGCUGCAGACCUGGUGAUAUUUCAGUUCCCAUUGCAAUGGUUUGGCAUCCCUGCCAUUCUGAAAGGCUGGUUUGAGCGUGUGCUCAUUGGGGAGUUUGCCUACUCAUAUGCUGCCAUGUAUGACAAGGGACCCUUCCAGAACAAGAAGACCCUGCUCUCCAUCACCACAGGUGGCAGUGGCUCCAUGUACUCUCCCCAGGGUGUCCACGGCGACAUGAAUAUCCUUCUCUGGCCAAUUCAGAGUGGCAUGUUGCAUUUCUGUGGAUUUCAAGUCUUAGAACCUCAACUGACAUACGGCAUUGGGCACACUCCAGAGGAUGCCCGAAUUCAGAUCCUAGAAGGAUGGAAGAAACGCUUGGAGAGCAUUUGGGAUGAGACACCACUCUAUUUUCCUCCAAGCAGCCUUUUUGACCUAAAUUUCCAGGCAGGGUUCUUAAUGAAAAAAGAAGUGCAGGAUGAGCAGAAAAACAAGACGGUUGGCCUUUCUGUGGGCCAUCACUUGGGCAAGCCCAUCCCGACUGACAACCAGAUCAAAGCGAGAAAGUAAGAUUCACAAGACUUGAUUUCUCCUUAACAUAUAAAAUCAAGGGCUACUCUUUCAGGCUUUAGCAAUUGAAGAUUUGGAGUUUUUCUAUUCCAUAUUAAUGAGUAGGAGAGAUACUCUAUAUAUUUUGCAGUUUCAUUACUAAAUGAAAUCAUUACAAUUAUUAUCAUGACAUAUACACAAAAUCUGAUUAGGCUCAAGAGGCUAUUUAUAUUAGGUAUACAAGGAUACUAGAAAAUAUUCUUCAAGGUUAUCUAUACAGUUGGCUUUAAAAAAAAUUUAUCAAAAUUUAUUUGAGAGGUGGUAUAGGAAAUGUACCUGCUGAUUCAAUUUCUACAUGCCUCACCAGCCAGGACUGGGCCAGGCUGACACCUGAAGCUGGGAACUCAACCCAGGUCUCUCAAGGUGGUGGAGAUCCAAGAAGCUGAGUAAUUACCACUUGCUACCUCCUGGCAUAUGUACUGGUAGGAAGCUAUAGUCAAGUCAGGGGCUAGGCAACUGAACCAGGUACUCCAACACAAAAUGCUUUGGAGUCCUCCUUUUUAGGGCUAAGUUUUUAGGUCUAACUUUGACUAGGCAGCAUCGAAUUCUCCAAAUGAUCUGUUUUAAUUACCUCUCUGGGGUUUAUGGCAGAAGGGAAUUGGUCAAAGAAAUGAAUCCGUCAGACCUAAGGGACUUGUUUAGUUGUUAGUAUAUCUAAUGUUUUGUUUCUGAUAUAUAUUUGUUUCAAUUACUACAGUGAAUCUUACUAAUAAACCUAAUAUAUU